Messenger RNA from Diorhabda sublineata, 2838 nucleotides. RefSeq lists its product as uncharacterized. Gene Ontology annotation, molecular function: serine-type endopeptidase inhibitor activity. The transcript is spliced from 14 exons. NCBI's taxonomy places the organism in Eukaryota, Metazoa, Arthropoda, Insecta, Coleoptera, Chrysomelidae. The record is from RefSeq and is a predicted model, not a curated record. The coding region runs from base 227 to 2710 and encodes 827 amino acids.
AUUGACAACGUUGCUUUCAUCGACGGCUACUCAACUCAAACUUCCAGACAUUAUAGACAGCCUCAAAGAAUUUAAUUCAACUAUUCAUUAUUCUUUUUAAGGUUAUAUAUAUUUAAUGAUUUUGAGGAGUAGCAAAAAAUAAACCAAUAUAAGUGUAACAGUUUAUAGUGUGUUUUGGGUCGUCAUUUAUCAAAAGUCAAUAAACAUUGUAGUGCAUUGUUUUUAUAUGAUGAUGUUACUUUUUAUAAUAGCACUGAAUUUAGCAAGUCAAGUUUAUUCCAGAGGAUUAUUCGAUACUCAAUUACAUUUCUAUGAUCCGGAUUUGACAAAUUCUUUUGAUUGGAGAUUUUUACAGGAAUUAGCACCACAAUAUAAAAAUGUAAUAGUUUCUCCCAUUAGUCUUAAACUUAUAUUAGGAUUGUUAUAUCAAGGAUCUGAAUCAGAAUCUGAAAAAGAAUUUCAAAGGAUUUUAAACUAUCGUAACAAAGAGAUAGUCAAAGAAAAAUAUACUGAUAUUCUAAAUAAUUUACAGAAUGCAGAAAGAACUGAAUAUUUGCUUAAUAUUGGAACUGCAAUUUUUCUUGAUCAGGAUUUACGUAUUCAACCGAAUUUCGAACAAAUUUCUAGGCGUAAUUUUAGAACUGAUAUACGAGCGACGAAUUUUAAUAAACCAAAACAGGCUAGUUCAAUGAUUAACGAAUGGAUCGAAAAUUUAACCAACGGAAAAAUAACAAAAAUUAUCGACGCUAGUGACAUUCCACAAACAUUAAUGGUUAUUACAAACGCGUUAUAUUUCAAAGGAACAUGGACGCACCAAUUUCCCAAAAAUCAAACACGUGUUGGAACUUUUCUUACAACGCCGAAUAUUAAACGUGGCGUACCUGUUGAAUAUAUGACCACCAGUGAUGAAUUCCUUUAUUACGAAGAUUCCAAAUUAAACUGUAAAGUUCUUAGGUUGGAAUAUAGAGAUAGUUCUUUUGCGAUGUUCAUACUACUGCCUAAUAAAUUGGGAGGCUUGGACGAUUUAAUAAAAAAUGUAGAUUUAUCUAAAAUAGGGAAUAUAAGAUUUCAAAUGACACAAGAAACUGUACGAGUUACUAUUCCAAAAUUCAAAUUUAAUUUUGACGUAAAAUUAGCUCCUAUAUUACGAAAGUUUGGUUUUCAUCAAAUAUUCGACAAUAUGACUAGUCUGACGGGAAUUAUUAAAAAUAAUAGUGCAAUACCGAAACGCUUAUUUGUAAAUGAUAUUGUUCAAAAGUCUGGAAUAGAAGUAGACGAAGAAGGCAGCGUUAUAUAUUCAGCGACAGAAUUCAACGUGGGUAACAAAUUCGCUGAAAAUAUAUUAACAUUCAACGCGUCUCAUCCUUUCAUGUUUUUUAUCGAGGGUCCCAAUAACACUAUACUAUUUGUUGGUAAAUGUGAAGAUCCUUCGGGUUCCUGGGAUUCGAUAAAUUCAAAUAAUUACGAGUCGGGAAAAUUAGAAGUUAAUCAAUCACAGUACGUUGUUGUAGAAAGUAAAUAUAAUAAUCCUCAAGAAAAUUUGAAUAAUGCUCCAACUUUAAAUCUAGAUCCAGAUUCCUACCAACCUCCGGAUGACGAUAUUACUCAGUUAGCUUCUAGAUUUAACCUUUUUGAUGUAGAAUUACUCGGCGAAUUCAAAUAUUCUCCCGUCAACGUUUUAAUAUCUCCGGCUAGUGUUAAAACGACAUUAGCGAUGAUUUUGGAAGGAGCCAUUGGAAGUUGCGCUUUGGAAAUUAGCGAAGCUUUAAGAAUACCCGAUAUCAAUUUAAAAGCGACUAGAACGAUUUUACAGCAACUGGUAAACAAUUUAAAUGAAAAAGCGACUGCGAAUACAUUUUUGGAAUGUCACAAUGCCGUAUUUACCUCAGAUAAAGAACGUUUAUUGGAAGAUUACAAAAAUGUUGUGAUGAAAUUUUAUAAUGCUUAUUUGAAAUCGUUAGAUUUUACAAACGCUGUUCAAGCUGCCAAAGUAAUUAAUAAAUGGGUAUCAGAUUCUACUCGUGGAACAAUAGAUCGAAUUAUUUCUGAGGAAAUGAUCAGUCCUGAAUCGUACAUUAUAAUUUCGAACGCCUUAUAUUUCAAAGGAAAAUGGAAGAAAUCUUUUGAUAUAAAAAGUACAAUGAAAAAAUGUUUUUAUACAAAUAAGGGAUGCGUCGAAGUACACAUGAUGCAUAUUUCCGAUAAUUUUAACUACAAUUACAUCAACACGUUGCGAGCUUACGUCGUAGAUAUUCCGUAUGAGGAUAAAUUUUCAAUGUUAUUGAUUCUACCGACCGCAAAUGCCAACGUACGGACUGUUAUUCGUGAUUUACCGCAUUUUAUGUCGACUAUUUUAAAUAAUUUGAUGACGUCAGAAAUUGUUUUGGAAUUACCGAGAUUCUCGUUCGAAUAUUCUGUGGAUUUAACUGAUAAUUUAAAAGCUUUAAAUGUACGAGAUAUAUUUGGUACUAAAGCAAAUUUAUCCAGAAUCGUCCAAGGUAAAGACGCCAAAGUAAAUAGACUGUUACAUAAAACGAAAAUAAUGGUUGACGAAGAAGGAACGACCGCAUCGGCAUCAACGAAUGCGAUGAUUAUUCCAUUAAUGCAACCGAUCACUAUCACCGUUAAUAGACCUUUCGUCUUUAUGAUUUAUCAUCGAGAUACUAAAAAUAUUAUUUUUGAAGGUAUAAUACAAAAUCCUUUAGAAUGAAGAAAAAUUAGAAAGAGGCAGAAAAAAAAUUAAGAGCGGCGAGAAUCGGAGAAGCGGAAGAAAGAAAUUCUAUUUAAAUUAUUUUUUUAUCAAAAUAGUCAUAUAAUUAUAUAAUAUUUUUAAACUUU